This is a messenger RNA of Danaus chrysippus (African queen), 864 nucleotides long. The record is from the annotation of a GenBank genome assembly. Lineage: Eukaryota; Metazoa; Arthropoda; Insecta; Lepidoptera; Nymphalidae.
AUGUUCCGAGUCGUAACCACAGAGCUCGCGCAAAGGGAAUCCGUUGGCGCAAUACAAGAGCUCAAUUUGGAUAAUUGUAAAAGCACAGCCAUCAUAGGCCUCACAGACGAGUACACAAACCUCGAGAACCUAAGUCUUAUCAACGCCGGUCUCACAACACUUAAAGGUUUCCCAACAUUACCCAAGCUAAGGAAGUUAGAACUCUCCGACAACAGAAUAUCACAAGGACUGAACUUCCUCAGCGGAUGCAAGAAGUUAACCCAUCUGAAUCUUUCGGGGAACAAAAUCAAAGAUUUAGAAACGCUAAAACCAUUACAGGAGUUUGAAAACCUAAGAAACUUGGAUCUUUUCUAUAACGACGUCACCAAUAUCGAAGAUUACAGAAGUAAAGUGUUUGCUAUGCAUCCAUCACUUAAAUAUUUAGACGGUUUCGAUAAAGAAGAUCGUGAAGGUGAUGAUAGUGAGGCUGAUGAAGACGAUGCCGAGGAAAUGAACGGAAAUAAUGAUAGUGAUGAAGAAGAUUUGGACUUAGAUUUGGCUUCUCUAGCGAUUGAUGAUUCUAUAACAGAAGGAUCAUCGCCAAGUCUUCUAGUAUCUUUAUACACAGUGUACGGUCUACUAUUCCACUUGGGUUAUAUAAUGAAAAAAUCGGGUGACGAUGAUGAUGAUGUAUCACUGCGUGCCGUGUACAGAGACAAUUUGGUUGAAGAGAGUUCAGGCAGUUCACUGUACGAAGGAGAGGAGGAGGAAGAAGAUGAUGACGAUGAUGAUGAAGACGAUACACACAAGGAGGUCGACCAAAACGCGCACGAGGAAGAGAGCACUCGAGGUAAGAAACGAAAACACGAAGACGACGACAACUGA